AUGGCAACAACCACAUCACAUUUGAGAACAGAAAAUAAUGACGACGAUGACAACGACGAAGAAAAUGGAGAAAGAGAAGAUAAUUCAGCAUUAAUGGCUGGAUUUGAAAUAGUCGCACUCGGUGAUGAUAUACAACAACAGCCUGACAUAAUAUUAAAUAGUAAUGCUGCUUCAGAGGAUUUUUCUUCUCAUAGCUACGAUAGUAAUGAUCAAAAACAAACUAAUCAUUAUAAAAAUCAUGUUAUACGUCCAUUUAUUGAUCCUGGAUUAAUUCAAAAGAAACCUAAACAUUUGAAUGAAAGUUGGCUUAGUGAUUUUGUUUCACCAAGAUCAGCACCACAAGGUGCUUAUUCACCAAUAUCUCAAGCAGUUAAAAAAUUAUUACCUGAACGAACUGCAUGUCGAUUAGGUUGUCGAGGUGCAAAUUGUAAAUAUGAACGAUCAGAUUAUUGGCGUCCAGAACAAAUGGCUAUUCAAGGAAUCUUUUCAAAUUGGAUAACGGAUAAUAUUUUAGCAUGUUCUCGUCCAACUAUUCGACAUAAUGAAUUAAAGAAAUUAUUUUAUGAUGCUGGUAUUCGUGGUAUAUUUAAUUUAGAAUCACCUGAUGAACAUACUUUAUGUGGUCAUGGAAAUCAUUCAUCAGGUUUUUCAUAUGAUCCUAGUGAAUUUAUGGAUGUUGGAAUUUUUGUUUAUAAUUAUGCAAUGGAAGAUUAUGGAACAGUAAAAGUUGAGACAGUACUUGAUAUUAUGAAAGUAAUGAGUUUUGCUAUGAAACAAGGAAAAAUUGCAGUCCAUUGUCAUGCUGGUCUUGGUCGAACUGGUUUUGUUAUUUGUUCAUAUCUUGUACAUGAAUAUCGUAUGACAGCACAUGAAGCUAUUCAUUAUAUUCGAGCAAAAAGACCAGGAAGUGUACAAAUGACUAAACAAAUUGAAGCUGUAGAAGACUAUGAACGAUUUUUAAUUCCAAAACGACGUGUUUUUACAGAUUGUGCUGAUAUGAAUAAUGAACUUUCAUUAGAUGAGCAUUUAAGAAAUCAACAAGCAUUUAUUCAUGGUCGUGAUUCGUAUAUUUAUAAAAAUAUUCCAAGAGUCGUAUUUGUAUGUGCUGCUCGUUUAAUAGAAUUAUGUACUGGUUAUAUGAUUGAUACAAUUUUAAUUACUGUCAAUCGUCGUGUAAAUGCUAAACCAGUAUUUAUUCGUGAAAAUUUACAAAGUUUUAAUGAAGAAGAAAAAGCAACAUGGGUUGAUUUUGCACCAUCAUUUUUUUAUGAGCAUGAACGUUUAUCACACAAUGAUUUUAGUCCAUAUGAACAGAUAAUUAAUUGUAUGAUUAUGUCAAUACAACCAGAUUUUCUUACACCAGAUCAACAAAUGAAAAUAUUAGCAUGGAAACAAAAAAUAAAUAAAAUAAAUAAUGGUAUUGAUGAAGUUUUUGAUGAAACAGAUCCAUGUGUUAUUAGUGGACUUUUAUGGGCAUGGUUAAAAUUAUUAAAAUAUUCAGUUAUAUUAAAUCAAGAUUUUAAAUUAUUUACUAAAACCGAUGUUGAAAAACCAACAGUAAUCUUAUCCAAAUUAAAUAAAUUUCAAUCUGGUACGAUUGAAUUACUUGCAAAAAUGUUUGCUUAUAUUCGUCAAUUUACAAUUCAUCAUGAAGAUCGUUUAUUAUGUUAUUGUAUCAUACAUCUUCUUACUCAUCGACCAUUAAGUGAUACAAGUGAAUUAAAAAAAUUAACAGUUGAUAAUGAUAAAUUACGUUUAUAUUUAAUAUCUGAAGAAGCAAAUUAUCAAGAUAAAAGACAGCGACGUGCUAUAGAACAUAUUGUCAGUAAUGCUAGUCUUAAUCAUGAAUUAUUAGAACAUUUCGAAACAUUUUUUAUUGGUGUUGCUAAUCAAUUUGAACAAAAUUAA
This is a messenger RNA of Adineta steineri, 1908 nucleotides long. The record is from the annotation of a GenBank genome assembly. NCBI's taxonomy places the organism in Eukaryota, Metazoa, Rotifera, Eurotatoria, Adinetida, Adinetidae.